Ilex paraguariensis (yerba mate) is the source of this 1988-nucleotide messenger RNA. The record is from the annotation of a GenBank genome assembly. NCBI's taxonomy places the organism in Eukaryota, Viridiplantae, Streptophyta, Magnoliopsida, Aquifoliales, Aquifoliaceae.
AUUCACAAAAUAUAUAGAAUCAGAGAGACCAAACGUAUUUAAUAAAUAGUCAAAUACUCUUUUGACGAUCAACACAAUUAUACAUAUGUCAAAUUGGCUUGCCCCUUGGAUCUAGAUCUAACCUAAUAGUAAUUCAAUCAAUUCUCCACAGGUUCAAAUGGGACUCGUUUUAUUUAAAUAAAUUCUUCACCGAUAUAUAAUGAAUGAUCUAGCAAUAAACUUGAGGAAUUGAAUAAAAUUAGUGUCCAAAGACAUCCCAUUUCUUAAAAUUGGCUACAAUCUCAUGUCAUGAAUUGGUAGUUAUUAUUUCUUACCUUGUACUAGACAUCUCUCAUACAUCAUGUGAGUCUUCCCCAACGCUUAUGUAUACAUCUUCAUAGAGUCGUGGACUUGCAUAGCCAUCUCUCCCAUCCUUCCAUGCCAACAGUCUCUCCUGGUACAAUACAAUCUAAGAUUCUCUCUCUCUCUCUCUCUCUCUCUCUCUCUCUCUCUUCACAUUCAUGCAUGCAUAUAGAUGCUGAUUUAGAUGAUUUUUUUUGGUGUUUUGAAGCACUGGACAGAUAAACAUGGAGGGUGGACAGAGAGACAAUGUGUUUCUACUGCUGUUGUUUUCUCUUCUUUCCUCAGGUUUGUCUUCUCUAUACUUUUCUGUUCUGGAUCAGUGCUUGAAAAACCCUCCUAAACCACAGUAUGAUGGAGGAAUAGUCGUAAACCCGGAAUUAAAUUCUGGCAGGGAGGGGUGGACUCCAUUUGGAAGUACAAAAAUUGAGACCAUAUCAAAGAAAGGCAACAAGUACAUUGCUGCAUUUCAUAGGCAACAACCAUUUGAUAGUUUCUCACAGCAGUUUUAUUUACAGAAGGAAAUGCUCUACACCUUUUCUGCAUGGUUACAAGUGAGCCGUGGACAGGCUGAAAUUGCUGCAAUGUUCAAAGCACCUCCAUAUUUCAUAAGUGCCGGUUCUGUUACUGCUCAAUCUGGUUGCUGGUCCAUGCUUAAGGGUGGCCUCUAUGUAAAUUCUUCAGGCCCGGCUGAGCUGUAUUUUGAGAGCCACAAUACAACAGUUGGCAUACUAGCAGACAGCAUUUCAUUACAGCCAUUCACCCAAGAAGAGUGGAAAUCUCAUCAAGAUCUAAGCAUUGAGAAGGCCCGAAAGAGCAAGGUGAAAAUCCAGGCUAUUGAUGGUCAAGGCAAGCCUUUAGCAAAUGUAACUGUUAACAUCACACAGAAGAAGCCAGAUUUUCCAUUUGGUUGUGCAAUGAACGAAAGAAUCCUAACCAACACAGACUUUCAAAAUUGGUUCACCCCAAGGUUCAAGUUAACAACAUUUGAGAAUGAAAUGAAGUGGUACUUCACUGAGAAUUCCCCUGGCAGAGAAAACUACACCAUCCCCGAUGCCAUGCUGCAAUUUGCCAAAGAACAUAACAUCUCAGUCCGUGGCCAUACAGUGUUUUGGGAUGAUCCUCGAUACAAUAACGAUUGGGUUAAAUCGCUACCACCAAACGAACUAUCGUUGGUUGCUGACAGAAGGAUGAACUCUAUCAUGAAUCGAUACUCUGGUCAUGUUGUUCAUUGGGAUGUUGUUAAUGAAAAUCUUCAUUUUUCGUUCUUGGAAAGCAAGCUUGGAGAAAAUGCAUCUGCUGUUUAUUACCUCAAGGCUCAACAGCUUGAUGGAAAGGCGACGUUGUUCUUGAAUGAGUACAAUACCAUUGAAGAAAUGGGCGAUGAAGCAUCAACGCCAACUAAGUAUCUGGAGAAGAUUAGAGAGAUUCAAUCAAAGGGGUAUCAGGGUAGUUUGGGAAUCGGGCUCGAGGGUCAUUUUAGGACUCCAAAUCUUCCAUACAUUAGAGCUGCAAUUGAUCAGCUUGCAAUUGCAGGAUCUCCCAUUUGGCUCACAGAAUUGGAUGUUGAAAGCAGCCCCAACCAGGCAAGUUUUUUAAUGUCUAAUGUUACAAGAUUCAAUUUGAAUUUGUCAUUUAUUUUAGGAUGA